GUAUGAAGGUUUGGGCAAUGCGCAUAUGCACAGACUGCAAUUGGACGUGGCUCAGGGGCUGGACCUGGAAACGGCGGAUAUAGUCCAGUAACGCUCAGCAGGUCCAGAGCUGGGAAACCAAGCUCCCAAUGCACUAGUUCCUUCCUGUAAAGCGUACCCAAUUGAGCAAGCACUGGCAAGCAAAGCCGGCGCGCAGGCUAAGAUUGGUUGGUGUGUGGUUGGGCGUUGGGGCCAUACAUGCGUUUGGACAGGGCCUCCCUUGGAGUUUGCACCCUCUCGUCAAACCGGGAGCUGCGCACUUUUGAGCAGAAAUGCAGCAGUCAAGGGCAACCUAAGUUGGGCCCGAAUGGCGCGCACCAGUUCCGGCACGCCAGGGCAACAACACGUAAUCGUACGUACGGUGCUGGCGCCAGACAGAGAAGGUUGGGCGCGGUAUCAUAACAAACAACGUGUCAAGUGCACAAGCAGCGUAAACUAUCGGCGUUUCAUUGCAACACAAUAUAGCACGCAGUUGACAUAAAGAGCUGUAAAGAGUUGACGAACGCAGGGCAGAAUCUGCGCCCGGCGUCAUUCUCUCACAACAAAUUGCUUGAAUAGCUUUGCAUACCAUGUUGCUGGCACAGCAAGGGUUGCGCGUGCAGUCGCGCCUCUCAGCGAAACGUGAGGGACUCGGAGUUACGACGUCGCGACUCGUUGAAGGCAUAAUUAGCAAGCGUGGCUCCAUUGCGGCUCAGCGAUUUCCAGGUGUUGCAUCGCCCCGCCGGCAUGGCCCCGGCAUGGCCCCGCCGGCCCCUCGCCGCUCCGCUACCGUUGCAGCCGCUGGUGCGAACGUCCUCGCGGAGACUGCUGUCGCGGUGGCUGUGGCUGUAGCCGGCGCAUCAGGCCCGCUGGUGACACUCGGCUUCACCCCGGUGCACGCGGUGCUGGGCGGCAUCAUCCUGGGCACGGCCGCCUCCGCCAAGCUGCUCACCACCGGACGCAUCUUGGGCAUCUCCGGCGCCAUGAAGGGCCUGGUGAGCGGCGACUUCGCGCCGUGGCGCUUCGCGUUUCUGGGCGGCCUCGUUGCGGGCAGCGCGGUCCUGUCGGUCGUGCUACCGGAGGCGUUCCAGGCCAUGCGCGGCUCUUGCCCGCUAUGGCGCGCUGCCAUCAGCGGCUUGCUAGUGGGCAUCGGCACCAGCAUGGGCAACGGCUGCACGUCGGGACACGGGAUUUGCGGCUCGGCGCGCCUCUCACCUCGCUCAUUCGCGUACACGGUGUCUUUCAUGGUCUCGGGCAUGCUCAGCGCGACGCUGACGCAGAGCGCCCGGUGUCAAGGUGUGCGCCCGGUGCCGCCCCAGCUGUUGCUGCCCAGCCCCGCCGAGUGGCAGCUGGCCCUCAGCUUCCUGGCCUCAGGGGUGGCGGCGUUCGGAGUGCUGGCUCUGCUCGCCAAAGUGGCGCACGCGCGGUCCGGCAAGCCGGAGCCGCACAUGCCCUCUGCCGCCGCACUGGCGUCUGCCAUGACCGCCGGCAUCGCGGGCGAGGCCACGGCGGCGGGCGGUGGUGUGGUGCUGGAGGGCGGCAAGCCCAACGUGGCGGCGGCGGGCCCCGGCUUUGAGCUGAGCGCCGAGUUCGGCAGCGGACUGCUGUUCGCGCUGGGGCUCGGAUUCAGCGGCAUGGCGCACGCCACCAAGGUGGUGUCCUUCUUGUCGCCGCUGUACCCCUGCUGGGACCUGUCGCUACUGUUUGUGAUGGGCGGCGCAGUGCUGGUGGCGCUAUUCGCUUUCCAGGGCGUGCUGCGCUACCACAUGAUGCAGCACCCGCUGUUCAUGAGCCGCUUCCAGUUCCCCACUGCCAACGCCAUUGACACGCGGCUGCUUACGGGCGGUGUGCUGUUCGGCGCGGGCUGGGGCAUGAGCGGGCUGUGCCCCGGGCCCGCACUGCUCAGCCUCAUCAUUAGCCACGACGCGCACGUGUACUGGUUCCUGAUCUGCAUGGUUGUGGGCAUGGCGCUUGAGCACCACUGGCUGGCGCACUGGAUGGCGCCGGGCGCGCCGCACAACAAGUAGUUGUGGCCUUGUGGGGAGGACACGAGGCGCUGUCAGGAGGCCGGGCGCAGCGUGCUGCGGCGUGGCUGGGACUGCUACAAGCGGUCUGGCGAGCAUCGUGCGUCAAGGAUGCUGCGGGUGAAGUGCAUGCAUGCUACGUGCAAGCCUGCAGGACUCCUGUAAGCACGUGUAUGUGGGAGAGAGAGUAAUGUCGGCAGGAACGGGACCCGGACGGGCGCACCAUACAUGUGCACCCAUGCAUGGCAUGCAUGCACGACGCACGACCGCAUUGCAUGAUGUCUGAUGUAUAAUGCUGCAUAGUCUUCGUUGAAACGUUUAUUGCGCUGUACGCACUGUUACUCACAUAAUACCUGUGUAAGUAUACUCAAUA
Chlamydomonas reinhardtii is the source of this 2415-nucleotide messenger RNA. RefSeq lists its product as uncharacterized. Bases 777 to 2045 code for a protein of 422 amino acids. The transcript has 12 exons. NCBI's taxonomy places the organism in Eukaryota, Viridiplantae, Chlorophyta, Chlorophyceae, Chlamydomonadales, Chlamydomonadaceae. The record is from RefSeq and is a predicted model, not a curated record. Gene Ontology annotation, cellular component: plasma membrane.